Messenger RNA from Styela clava, 3965 nucleotides. RefSeq lists its product as uncharacterized. NCBI's taxonomy places the organism in Eukaryota, Metazoa, Chordata, Ascidiacea, Stolidobranchia, Styelidae. Gene Ontology annotation, biological process: regulation of DNA-templated transcription. The record is from RefSeq and is a predicted model, not a curated record.
GCCCAAGAUCUAUUGUAACUGAAGACAACUGUUGAUUACUGGAGGAGAAAAAUGGAGGUCGAUCCCGACUAUACUGGUUUUAUAGUUAGUGCUACGGAAGAUGACCCACAAGUGGAAAGGUCAAGGAUUAUCCAAGAAAAUGCUCGUGAUGCUGCAGUUGACAAAAUCAGAACAAUCAUUGAUGACCAGUUUAACAAAGAGAUUGAAUUAAAGGAAGAUGAACUGAUGGCUAUAAAUCAGAAACUUGCUGAUGCCAGAUGUGUAAUGGAUCGAUUGCGAGCUUGUGUUGUGGCAAGCUUUUAUGCAGCAAGUUUUACUAAACCAGUAGAUGGUGCUAAAGGACCAGAUGCUGGGGCUGCGUAUCAUCCUGCUAUUCAGAAUGUUAUACGCAAGGCUGUCACAUCUGUUUUGAGCAAAAAAGCACCACCAUGUGUUCCACUAAUCAAGAAAAUAAAACCGAUCGAAGAUGAUCAAGAUAUUGACCAGGAUCAAAACGACUCUUCUGUAAAUGGGAGCUUAGAUGGACAUGAUGACAGUAACACCAUCGAAUCAGCAUCGGCUCCGGUUAAAGAAAAUCAGAAAAAGAACAAAAGAGGCAGAAAAAAAGCCAAUAUGGAAUUUAGAAACGAUCAUAAUAAAAUUGUUGGCAACAAUCUUGGCGGCAGACAACGCAUAAAAAAGACUAUAAUCGUCGGAAAUGUAUCAAAAUAUAUUUCACCAGAACAAAGAGAAGUCAGUGAUAAAUCAACACAUAAAUGGAUGAUUUAUGUUCGCGGAAAUGAAGAAGAACCAAGGAUUGAUCAUUUCGUUAAAAAGGUUUGGUUCUUCCUCCAUCCAUCAUAUCGACCAAAUGAUCUUGUAGAAGUUUGUGAAGCUCCAUUUCAUCUUACAAGAAGAGGUUGGGGAGAAUUUCCUAUCAGAGUUCAGAUACAUUUCUGUGAUAGAAGAAACAGACCAGUUGAUAUUAUUCAUGGAUUGAGAUUAGACAGAUCUUAUACUGGACUUCAAACUCUUGGUGCAGAGACGGUCUGUGAGGUAGAAUUAGAUCGAUCAAGUUUACAACUGACUGUGGAUGACAUGUUAGAUGUUGCUGAUCUACCAGAUCUUCCUGUUAGUAAUUCGCCAAUUCAUGAAGAGAAAGUUUCUGCUGCAGUGGAAAGUGGUACACCAGUGAAAGAUGAAAACGAGGAGGAGAAAUCCAUGGUUACUGAAGAAGAUGAUAUCGAGCUUGUCAAAGCAGAGGAUGAUUCAAUGAAAGAAGAACAUAUUCAUGAGCAACAAAAUGUUCAAUCUGCAGUAAAAAGUUGUGGUUCAUCAGUUUCUGAUACAGAAUCUAUUUCAAGAAAGAGAAAGUUAUCUCACGACAAAGAAACAUCAUUGGAUAGUGAAAAAGGAUGUGAAAUCGACAAAAAUGAGGAAAGUUGCAAAACUUCACUGGAUGAUGACGUUGAAGAGGAACAAGAGGAGUCUUCAACUCCUCAAAAGAAAAAAAGAAAACGUAGAAGAGAUAGUUGCAGAAUGUCUUCUGCUUCAGAUGACGAUUUUCUGUCUGAUACAAACGAAUCAGCGACAUUGCCAAAGUUGAAAGAAGAUCAAGCCGUCACAAAUGCUGUAGAAAGCAAGUCAGUUGAUAUAUCGGUAACUCUUGACACAACAUCAUCUUCAAAAUCUGAAGAAACAGAAGCUGAAAAGUCACCAAAUAUUGAGAGUGCUGAUUCAGCAAAAGACGAUUCAGUGAUAAGUUCAAACUCUAAAUGUUCAAAUUCGUCAGGAGUGUCUGAAAAUUUCAGAAAACCUAUUGUUGUUCUACCUCGAUCUGAAGUUUCUGGUAAUGGCUUUUUUCGGGUUCGGUCUGCCUCCGCAGGAGACGAUCUUCCGAUGAGAUCAUGUGCAAGUUUAAUAAAGUCUGGACAUAGUGUCACUCCUGUGCUCAAUGUGAAAGUUUCCAGUCCAUUGAAAGAAAAAAUGAAUCUAUCGAUAGAAAAGGAAACACCCACAACAGCAAUGACAGUUAAAGAAAACAUCUUAGAUUCCAAGACUUUGACAUCUCCAACCAAUCCAGCUAUAACAAAAUCAAAUGAAUCGAAACAAUCACCAAACUCCAAACUAUCAACAAUUCCUCUUACAGUUCCCCUCUCAUCUUUGUUUAAAGCCAGUGACGUAAAAACCCCUCAACUACUGAAAUUUGUUCAACCUCUGCCUAAAGGAACAACUUUUUCAAUCAACAUGGAUGCUUUGCCUGGUUCUGGUAUUGCUAAAAGAAACAAAAGAAGUUUCUCAGCUGACCAAUCACUAGUUAAAAACAUAACACUCUCACCACUCAAUGUUAAACCUGGUUCAAAUCAACCUGGUUUGCAGUAUCAUAUCAUAAGUCCUCCAUCCAAGCAAGGCCCAAUAGUGAAGAAAACCAAAGUUACAAAUCUACAGUCUCCUGUUAGUCUUCAAACGUUACAAGCAGCUUUAUCAACUGGUAGUUUAUCAAUAUCAACUCAGCCUAUGCAGAAUAAAACACAGAAUCAACCAGAUCCAAGUCCAAAAAGUGUGAAACAAGACUUGAGUCUCGGGAAACAGAAACUUGUAUUGGCCACUAUUGUAAAUCCAAAGGGAAAACAACAACUGGCUUUGAUAAAUCCAUCAACAUUAUCAUUGGGAACAUCGAAAAAGAUUUUAACUAUUGCAGGUAAGGCAUUUUCAGUGUCAACUGUGAAACAAUUACCACAGUCUAAGCAACCGAUAAAAUUGACAAAGGAAGUCACCUUGAGUCAGCAACAACAAAACAACACUCCUAAAGUUCUUGCUCCUAUACAUGUGCGAAUAGGUGAUCAGGUUGUAAUAAACAACAACACAUCUUCAAUUGUGGAUGAUAUUCUUCCACAUGUUAUCAAAAGAAUUCCACUGAUUAAAGAAAAUAGAAAUAUCACUGAAUUUCCAUUUUGUGCUAAAACUGAGUCUGAAUUUUUGGAAUGGAAUGUUGGAAAACAACGAGCAUCUGAGUGGCAAAGAGCUGUUUUGGUGCAUAAAGUUUUAAAAUAUAUCCAAACAAAAAGUGAGAAACUACAAAAAUGUGAGCUUCCAACAAAGAGAUUCAUCAUGAAUUGGUGUUUAAGACAUGGCUAUUCUGUUUUCACUGAUGAAUAUGAAGAAGAAACCGAUCAAAUGGAAGUUGAUUCUAAGAAUGGGGAGAAUGUGUUAGGAAAUGUUCCAUCAACCAUCAGUAUUGCAGAGGAACUGAUAAAAUCACUGGAAUCAUUGAAGGAAGAUAAUGCAAGGGAAGAUAACUCAAAAGAUGAUGAAGAUGUUAUAUUUGUUGAUGUUGUUAAUGUUGAUAAACCAGUGAUUGAAAUGUCUUCUAUUAAACUUGAACCUAAUGCUGAUGUUAAUAUGGAAGUUUGUUCUGAUGCGAAUACCAAUGCGGAAUUUACCAGAAUUCAGUCAUUAGCAUGUUUACCUGAAGUGUCUGUUGUUGAAGAGAUCACAAGAAAGAUCGGAUUACAAUUGCAAAAGACCGAUGGUUUUCCAAUCUGCCAUGUUAUAUUUGCGAAGGCGGUUCAACAGUUUGCAAGAACUUUACUUCGAAAAUCUCUUAGUGUUGCAUUAAAAAGGCGAGAUGGCAAGUCAUUGAACAGAGUUGCUCCUGGUGACAUUGAUGUGCUAGAUGUUGCCACUGCAAUUCGUGAAACUUCUACGUUUGAUUUUCUUACUGAUGUCAAUACUGCUAGUGCCAAUCUAACAUAGCAGUACGCAGUGAAUAAAUGAGAUGCAAGAUUAAUGGCCAACCAGUAAUGAGGCAUAUCUUUUUUCAUUUGUGCAACAUGAAUUGAGGGGAAGUUUUUUUUUACUUCAGGGAGACUGAAAAAUCUUUACACUUAUUAAAUACACAGAAAAUUGUGAUAUGGUAUUGUAUUUUGACUGUUUUGUCACUGCCAACUUUUUUUUAUUUCCAAAUAAUACUGUCGAGAAAAUGG